Messenger RNA from Myxocyprinus asiaticus (Chinese sucker), 1740 nucleotides. RefSeq names its product arylsulfatase I. The record is from RefSeq and is a predicted model, not a curated record. Bases 1 to 1740 code for a protein of 579 amino acids. Lineage: Eukaryota; Metazoa; Chordata; Actinopteri; Cypriniformes; Catostomidae. The transcript has 3 exons.
AUGAAAACAAUCUGGUGGAUCGGUGACCCCAUUAUGAAUGUGAUGGUACUGGGCUAUUGCUUCUGCUUGGCGCAAGGACUUCUACACACUACGAAGGGCUUUGCCUCAGGAAAGGUUCCUGGCCAAGGUAAAGUUCCCCCGCAUAUUGUUUUUGUGAUGGUGGAUGACCAAGGCUACAAUGACAUUGGGUACCAUGGCUCAGAGAUCCACACGCCUGUAUUGGACCAGCUGGCUGGAGAGGGGGUGAAGCUGGAAAACUACUACGUUCAGCCCAUCUGUUCCCCGUCACGCAGCCAGCUUAUGACUGGACGGUAUCAGAUUCACACUGGCCUUCAACACUCGAUCAUCCGUGCACGCCAGCCCCUCUGCCUGCCGCCCGACACACCAACACUCCCUGAAAGGCUACAGCAGGCUGGCUACAGCACCCAUAUGGUAGGGAAGUGGCAUCUGGGUUUCUGCCGGCUUGAGUGUCUGCCAACAAGUCGUGGCUUUCAAAGCUUCCUCGGCUCACUGACGGGCAGCGGUGACCAUUUUAACUUCCAGAGCUGUGACGGUGCAGAGGCCUGUGGGUUCGACCUGCAUGAUGGACACCGGCCUGCCUGGGAGCUGAGUGGGAAUUACUCAACAAGGGUUUACACAGAGAGAGUGAAAGACAUACUGAGAAGUCAUGAUCGACGGAAGCCCCUGUUUCUGUAUGUAGCCCUCCAGGCUGUGCACACACCAUUACAGGCUCCUGCCUAUCUCCUCAGACGCUACCAGGCCCUUGGUAAUAGACCCCGGCGCCACUAUGCUGCUAUGGUAAGCGGCGUAGACGAGUCAGUAGGAGAGAUUGUCAGUGAGCUGCGAGAACGAGGAUAUUAUGACAACUCUGUACUCAUCUACUCUUCAGACAACGGGGGCCAACCACUUUCAGGGGGCUGUAAUUGGCCCCUGCGUGGAGGCAAAGGCUCCUACUGGGAGGGUGGAGUUCGUGCAGUUGGUUUUGUACACAGCCCACUUUUGAAAAGGAAGGGAGUGGUGAGUCAGGCUCUGAUUCAUGUCUCAGAUUGGUACCCAACCCUGCUGUCUCUUGCAGGGUUCCCAGAGCCUGAUUCCAGGCACCUGGAUGGCCACGAUGUUUGGGGGGCCAUAAGUAGAGGCCUGCCCUGUCUGCGAACUGAAAUCCUCUUCAACAUUGACCCAGUGUCCAAAAGGCAUGAAGAAGUUGACCCCAGGCUACUAACUCUCAAUGGCUUUGGGAUCUGGGAUACAGGAGUGCGUGCAGCCAUCCGAGCUGGUGACUGGAAACUUUUGACCGGAAAUGUAGGCGACGGUGACUGGUUCCCUCCACAGACGAUGCCGGGAGGUCCACAGCAGUGGCAAGACAUGGAAAAGAGACGAGACCAGCGAGGGAAGUCUGUCUGGCUUUUCAAUGUCACUGCUGAUCCCUAUGAGAGGGCAGAUUUGGCUGAGGCACGGCCUGAGGUCGUCAAGCUGUUGUUGACCAGACUCGCUGAGUACAACCAGACUACUGUGCCUCCACGCAAUCCACCUGACGAUCCUAUGGCACACCCGCAACUACAUGGAGGGGUCUGGGCUCCCUGGCUAGGUCAGGAAGUGACAGGAGAUGAACAAGAUGAUGAGGAUUCAGACAGCGGCAGCAGAAAAGGCAGAUACAAGAGUACCUGUAGAGUCUGCAAGCUCAGAUCCUUGUUCAAAAAGGUCCGUAGCCGUAUGCAAAGGGCUGCUUUGUUCUUGUAG